This is a messenger RNA of Asparagus officinalis (garden asparagus), 1219 nucleotides long. Its product is annotated as NAP1-related protein 2-like. The coding region runs from base 115 to 876 and encodes 253 amino acids. Gene Ontology annotation, cellular component: chromatin; nucleus. The transcript has 10 exons. The record is from RefSeq and is a predicted model, not a curated record. Lineage: Eukaryota; Viridiplantae; Streptophyta; Magnoliopsida; Asparagales; Asparagaceae. Gene Ontology annotation, molecular function: chromatin binding; histone binding. Gene Ontology annotation, biological process: nucleosome assembly.
GUCCCUCGCCGUCCUCUCUCCGUAGAAAGCCUAAAACCCUUUCUAAAACCCCUCUCGCUUUAUUUCGAUUUCGAUUGGUGGCGAAAUUAGGGUUAGGGUUUUGAGAAAAAAAAGAUGGUGGCGGACAAAGGGAAGAAGGCUAAGGUUGCAGAGAGGGAUGGGGAUGAAGAGAAUGAUCACAUUGAUGGAGAGCUCGUGCUCUCAAUCGAGAAAUUGCAGGAGAUCCAAGAUGAAUUGGAGAAGGUAAAUGAGGAGGCCAGUGACAAAGUUUUGGAGGUGGAGCAGAAGUAUAAUGAGAUCCGCAGGCCUGUGUACAAGAGAAGGAACGAGAUUAUUCAAUCUAUUCCAGACUUUUGGUUAACUGCGUUUCUUAGUCAUCCUGCACUUGGAGAUCUCUUAACUGAGGAAGAUCAAAAGAUUUUCAAGCAUUUGGUUUCUUUGGACGUGGAGGAUUCAAAAGAUGUGAAGUCAGGCUAUACUAUUACAUUUAACUUCUCUGCUAACCCUUAUUUUGAAGACACCAAGCUUUCAAAGACAUACACUUUCCUUGACGAAGGAACAACUAACAUAACUGGAACAACAAUUAAGUGGAAGGAAGGGAUGGAUAUUUCAAAUGGUGUCGAUCAUGAGAAGAAGGGGACAAAACGGCCAUUAAGUGAAGAAAGUUUCUUCAGCUGGUUUGGUGAGACACAGCAGAAAAAUCUUUUGGAAGGAAUGUCUGAUGAGCAGGUAGCGGAGAUAAUAAAAGAAGAUUUAUGGCCCAACCCACUGAGGUAUUUCAACAAUGAAGCUGAUGAAGAGGAUUUUGAUGGAGAUGAUGACGAGAACGAAGAUGAGGAUGAUGAACAGGAUGACGAUGAUGAUGAUGAAGAAUAAGCGAGAAACAUUUUCUUCUGUACUGUCUACUUUGGUCUGGUUCAAUAUCCAUUCAGAUUCUAGCGAAAGGGGAUCAGUAUGUGUUAAAAAUUAAGGGGCGUUUUCCUUUUUUUUUUUGAUUGGCAAAAGGAUCUCUUAACAGAAGCUUUUAUUUAUACUAGGAUUUUUAUUGCAGAACAGUGGUCUUGUAGAGUUUUGGGCUUGUUUUUCUUUUUCUUUUUCUUUAGGGUCAAAAACUUUGUUUAAACGUCUGCGUGCGUAAUUUCUAGACCUGGUACCUUUGCCCCCUACUUUAAUCUACAGCAGUUAAUAUGAAAGUCAUCGGCGGCUAUAUUUGUAUAAA